Molecule: messenger RNA, 2701 nt
Organism: Portunus trituberculatus (swimming crab)
Lineage: Eukaryota; Metazoa; Arthropoda; Malacostraca; Decapoda; Portunidae
Product: transcription factor 12-like
Exons: 12
Coding region: 189-2015 (608 amino acids)
Biological process (GO): regulation of transcription by RNA polymerase II
Cellular component (GO): transcription regulator complex
Molecular function (GO): RNA polymerase II cis-regulatory region sequence-specific DNA binding; protein dimerization activity; DNA-binding transcription factor activity, RNA polymerase II-specific
Source: RefSeq, a predicted model, not a curated record
GCAGUCUUCUGGCCGCGCUGGGCCUGACCGCUGCUCUCUUGCGAUUCGCCCAACCCUGUAUCCCUUCUACAUUCCCGCCCCUACACACUGAGCUGAACUGUGUAAUGAUUGCCUUCAGGACGUGGAUUAGUGACUCGAUAUAUUUGUGUUGAUAGUAUGUGAUAGUGGAGCCCUGAGUGGCUGUGAGUAUGAUGCAGCCCAUUGUCAGCGGAUACAUGGGCGUUCAGUCUCCUGUUGACGGUAGCCGUACGGGCGUCCUUAGUCCCCCGGCACAGUUGUCACCCCAGCCCGUGAGUUCUUCUGGAGGCACCACCGCCUCACCCAUGGCGUGUGGCGGCGGCAGUACCUACGGCAGUGACCGCUCCACGCGAGUGACCCACAUGGCCAAUGGCUCUCUCAUGACCCGCACCCUGCACAUGGCAUCCACCAACACUACCGUGAGAGGACUCCAUUCUUGCCACAAUCGGCGACUCACGGCCGUAAACCCAUACCCACACUCACAUCUGCGUGGGGUGACUGUAGAGUCGAGCUGCAGCAGCGGCGUUGGGCGUCGAGUGCAGGCUGGGCAGCAACUGUAUGGCUCAGAUGACUUCAACCAGGACUCGCCAAGGUACACGUCGCCCAAGCCUGGCGGCCUCUAUGCUGAAUCCUACUUUAUGGAUGGUGGGGGGAGCGAUGUCUGGGCAACAACCGGGGGAGGUGGGAGUGGAGGAGCAGCAGCAGCAGCAGUGGCAGGAGCCAUGAGCUACCCCUACCCCUCACCGUCCAUGAUGGGCCCCUCCCCACACCUACCACAGACUCAUUACAUGGCCCCUCAUCUCCCUGACCACAUGAGUUAUGAACCCAUGGCCUCAGCCUUGCCACCCAUGUCAUCAUUCCGGGGCCCAGGUGCAAGCAGCACCACAGGAGGCAGCUCCGUGGCUACCUCUUCACCACUCUACACACACUCCCCUGUGCCUAACCACACCCAGGCCACAGCCACAGCUAACACCGGCGACACACUCGGCAAAGCAUUAUCUUCUAUUUACCCUGGAGACCAAACGUCGAGCAGCUACAGCAGUAAUCCAGGCACUCCGGUGUCCGCCACCUCCCCGCCACCCCUCACCUCAGGGGCCAACAGUGGACCCCCUCAACAAUGGCCUCAGCCUCACACUCCCACCUCACCACACUUUGACCGGUCUCUCCCUAUGCCACGUAUGGCAGAGGAGAACUUAGAGUCCGCAAUCGACUACCUACGAGAUAUUGAGGGAUCAAGAAUAGAUGAAAGAUUGGAAGAUGCUGUCAAUGUGUUACAGCGCCAUGCUGAAACCACCGGCAGCCUGCCAGGAGCUGGGGCCCACCUUGGAUCCUCCUCCCACGGAGGCUCUCUUCCACCCUAUCCUUCUGCUCUGGAUUCACAUCUUGGAGGUCAACCAAAUUCCAAUUUUACAACAUUGGGGUCCCACUCACAAGACCUAAAAGGACUUGUUUCAGGUUUAGGUGAAGGUGUUAAAGACAAACUGGACAUUAAGACUGAAGAGUUGUCCUCCUCACACCUGUCCACUACAAAUGUUGCGGCAACCAUGCCGGCUGGAACUAAGAGUGGCAAACGCUCUCGCAGCGUUAGUUCUUGUUCCAGUACGGAGGAGGAUGAAUGUAUAGACCCAGAAACUAAAGCCCUGAGAGAAAAGGAGCGGCGCCAGGCCAACAAUGCGAGGGAGAGGAUCAGAAUCCGUGACAUAAACGACGCUCUCAAGGAACUGGGAAGAAUGUGUAUGACACAUCUGAAAACUGACAAGCCCCAGACUAAGCUGGGCAUUCUCAACAUGGCAGUUGAUGUUAUAAUGUCGCUCGAACAGCAAGUCAGAGAACGUAAUCUGAAUCCUAAGGCAGCUUGUCUGAAGAGACGUGAAGAAGAGAAAUCUGAUGGUUCAAAGUUGCCGCCACCACACUUGCCACACCACUCUAGUGUGGCCCCACCUUAUCCAAACUUGCCUGGUGAUCAUCUAAGCCAUGGUGGUGCUGGAUCUCAUUAGUAACCUGACCACCACUGGCAGCAGCUGUAGUCCCUUCCACCUCAGACUACAGUGGGGUUGUGGAGGCCCCCACCCCAUUGUGGGUGUACUGAAUAAAGCUGAGUCACACCAAGGCCUUUGCGAGAGAGGCAGCGUGUGGCAAAUCCAUGUGGCAGGGGAUUGUGACUUAGGGCAAUUAUAUGUGUUUAGUGUAUAUUUUUUAAGCAGCCAAGAAUAUGGCAAGGGGUGGGACAAUAAGGAACUGUUGUUUAGGACACCAGGGAUCCCUAAUCCCCCUGCCCAGUGCAGCUCAGUGUGUGGUCUGAGUGCGAUCUUCCACAACAUAUCUCGCAGCCAAUCAUAUCACAGGCAGCCUAAGCUUGGUCAUGACGUGUCGUGAAUUAAGCUUCACAUGCAUUGAAGUGUGCAAAAUGAAGUUAUGCCAGUCUUGGUGUGUAUCUGAGCUCUAAAAAUGAAUGUGCAUACUGAGCACUGACUCUAAAUUAAUAUUGAAAUUGGAAAGGUUUUAUAAGGAGCAACAAGAUGCCUUGGAUUGUGAAGUGAAGCUGAAUAGUGCAGUGUUAUGAACUGAGAGUUGGCAUUAAAAACCAGCCGUACACUCUGGGUUGGCAGUGAAGACCAAGCAAUGAACUUGACUGUAUUAGGUUUAGCAUUGUAUACAUAAUUAUUAUACAUUGUGUACAGAA